UAUAGUACCGGGGCAGGAAGACAUGUACCACAAGCAGCUUUGAGCUUGCAGUGCAAGUGCGCAACAGGCAGCUGGCCUCUAUAAAAGGUCUUGGUCCCCGACCGGAAAGUCGUGAACGGUAUGCGAGAAAUGAUGUUCUGCUGUGCGGGCGACUUCAAGGACGUCGACAAGGAGGAGGGCGCGGGCGGCGGCGGCGCGAAGGCGAAGCCGGCCGCGACCAAGGCGGCGAAGAUCAAGAAGGGGAAGGACAACCCGUAUGCGGCGCGGGGGCUCGACAAGUUCUCCACCGUGCUGUACGAGCUCGAGUCCCGGCGGGAGAGGAUCCUGCGGCGCGUCGGCCCGGACGUCGACGCCGACCACCUCAUGGUCCGGUUCGUGCAGUCCGAGGCCAAGGGAUGGGUACCCAUCGUCGUCAAGCUCCCGCUGGAGGAGCAGCAGGCCGCGGGCGCCAAGAAAAGCAAAAAGACUACUGCGCCGACGACGCGGCCCUCGACGCCGCCCACGGAGCCUGCCAGCCCGAAAGAGGAAGACGCUGAUAAGCACGUCCCCGCGACGAAGGCAGCGGUGCCGGUGGAUAAGAAGAAGGCAGGCGGCGAGCGGUGGUCGUGGUCCUGGGGGAGGAUGGUGAGACCGCGACAUUACCUGCCGCUGGCCGUGGCGCUGCUGCUGCUGAGCCUGGUCGUGUUCGGGAGGGUGUUCGCCAUCUGCUGCACUUCCAUUUGGUGGUACAUCUUGCCGAUCUUGAGUGGGGAGGAAGCGCAGGGCGCAUCAAGAUCACCGGCAGCGAAGUCCCGCAAGGAUCUUGGAAACAAGGCGAGCGACAAGGUUGCUCCUUCACAUGGCAAGAAGAGUAGCUCUGGCGCUGCUCAUGAGGUGAUUUCACCGAGAAGCCAUGCACAUCGCAAGAAAGGAUAAUUUACAUGGAUUCACCACACUUUGCAGGAUUAUCUUGUGUUGUAGUUUGUAAAUUUUUGCGUAGUUGGGUGGCCAGAAAGAUCAAGUUUUCCAGGUUAUCUUUCCUCCCUUUUUUAAGUUGAUUUAUUUUUUGCGUGCCUGUAAAUGUGCAUCAGCCCCUUUUAUGUGUGGCUACCCCAAAAGUGUUUAUAAAGCAUCGACCAUUCGGAAUAAA
Molecule: messenger RNA, 1129 nt
Organism: Phragmites australis (common reed)
Lineage: Eukaryota; Viridiplantae; Streptophyta; Magnoliopsida; Poales; Poaceae
Exons: 1
Coding region: 121-915 (264 amino acids)
Source: RefSeq, a predicted model, not a curated record